Caenorhabditis bovis is the source of this 3063-nucleotide messenger RNA. The record is from the annotation of a GenBank genome assembly. Lineage: Eukaryota; Metazoa; Nematoda; Chromadorea; Rhabditida; Rhabditidae.
AUGAUUAAAUUUGCUGAGGAUCAACUCAAACAAUAUUCUGAAAAGCAUCCAAAUCCGGAGAAUCUCACCACUGCCUAUGGUGUACCACUUCACACUAAAACAGCCUCAUUGACUGCUGGACGACGUGGUCCCAUGCUGAUGCAAGAUGUCGUCUACAUGGAUGAAAUGGCUCAUUUCGAUCGCGAACGAAUUCCCGAACGAGUUGUUCAUGCUAAGGGAGCAGGUGCUCAUGGAUACUUCGAAGUCACCCAUGACAUCACCAAAUACACCAGAGCGUGUGUAUUCAGCGAGAUAGGCAAAAAGACACCAAUGCUUGCAAGAUUCUCAACAGUUGGCGGAGAAAGUGGUUCGCCAGACACGGCGAGAGAUCCAAGAGGAUUUGCGUUGAAGUUUUAUACAGAAGAAGGAAAUUGGGAUCUUGUCGGCAACAAUACUCCGAUAUUCUUUAUUCGAGAUGCUAUCCACUUCCCGAAUUUCAUUCACACUCAAAAAAGGAAUCCACGAACUCAUUUGAAAGACCCAAAUGCCGCUUUUGAUUUUUGGGCAAAUCGUCCGGAAUCGAUUCAUCAAGUGAUGUUCUUAUACUCGGAUCGCGGAACUCCUGACGGAUAUCGCCAUAUGAAUGGCUAUGGAUCGCACACGUUCAAAAUGAUAAAUAGCGAAGGACAACAAGUGUACUGCAAAUUCCAUUUCAAACCAGUGCAGGGAGUCAAGAAUUUGACAGCAGCUGAAGCAGGACGACUUGCUGGAGAGGACCCUGAUUAUGCUACACGUGAUUUGUAUGAAGCCAUUGAAAAUGGAAACUAUCCAGUUUGGACAAUGUACAUCCAAGUGAUGACCUUCGAGCAAGCCGAAAAAUGGGAAUUUAAUCCAUUCGAUGUGACGAAAGUGUGGCCACAUUCCGACUAUCCUUUGAUUGAAGUUGGAAAAAUGGUCUUGGAUAAGAAUCCUUCAAAUUAUUUUGCCGAGAUUGAGCAGGCUGCGUUCAGCCCAUCACGUGUAAUUCCAGGAAUUAGUUUCUCGCCAGACAAAAUGCUGCAAGGCCGCAUUUUCUCGUACCCUGAUACCCAAUUCCAUCGACUUGGCCCGAAUUUCCUUCAGCUUCCGAUCAAUUGCCCGUAUCGAUCUCGACCUCACAAUACCCAACGAGACGGACUAAUGUGUGUGAAUAGUCAAUUGGAUGCUCCAAACUACUUCCCAAACCGAUACAAUGCGUAUAAGACAGCUGAAAAAGCAUAUGAGCCGCCGUUUAGUGUUAUGGGCGAUGUUGAAAGAUUCGAGACUGGAGAUGAUCACAAUUAUGAGCAACCAAGAGAGUUUUGGGAAAAAGUAUUGAAUGAAGAUCAACGUGAUCGUCUCUGCGAAAAUAUCGCGGCUGCCUUGAAACCGUGCUAUGAUGAAGUACGUCAAGCAAUGAUCAAGGUUCUUCAAAAUGUGCAUCCCAACUUCGCAAAUCAUGUACGCCACCUCACUUGCGAUACGGUCAAAGAUAGUGCUUCACUUGCAAAAGAUAAAAGAACAAAUGAUAACGGUAGAGCAUGUGCGAUUAAUUUCGCCAUGGGCCACGACGAUCCAGCUGACAAUCAACUAAAAAACUACAAAGGCGCCAAUCCGCGUGCGAAUGUCAUUACAACAUCGAAUGGAGCUCCGAUUUACACGAAGACCGCGGUAUUGACCGCUGGACGACGUGGUCCCAUGCUGAUGCAAGAUGUCGUCUACAUGGAUGAAAUGGCUCAUUUCGAUCGCGAACGAAUUCCCGAACGAGUUGUUCAUGCUAAGGGAGCAGGUGCUCAUGGAUACUUCGAGGUCACCCAUGACAUCACCAAAUACACCAAGGCGAAUAUUUUCUCGAAAAUUGGCAAACAGACUCCGUUGUUUGUCCGCUUCUCGACCGUUGGUGGCGAGAGCGGAUCUGCGGACACCGCUCGGGAUCCUAGAGGAUUCGCGAUUAAAUUCUACACCGAGGAAGGAAAUUGGGACCUGGUCGGCAACAACACUCCGAUAUUCUUUAUCCGGGAUCCGAUCCAUUUCCCGAACUUCAUUCACACUCAAAAACGAAAUCCUCAAACUCAUUUAAAGGAUGUCAAUGCCAUGUUCGAUUUUUGGCUUCAUCGCCCAGAAGCCCUGCAUCAAGUGAUGUUCCUGUUCUCGGAUCGCGGCACUCCAGAUGGAUACCGUCAUAUGAAUGGCUAUGGAUCGCACACGUUCAAGCUGGUCAACAAGGAUGGACACGCGGUUUAUUGCAAAUUCCAUUUCAAGCCUGUGCAAGGAGUCAAGAACCUCAAAGUAGAAGAUGCGAAUAGAUUAGCUGCCGAAGACCCAGAUUACUCGAUCCGAGAUCUUUUCAAUGCCAUCGAACGCGGUGAUUAUCCGGUUUGGAAACUGUUCAUCCAAGUGAUGACCUUCGAGCAAGCCGAAAAAUGGGAAUUUAAUCCGUUCGAUGUGACGAAAGUGUGGCCACAUUCCGACUAUCCUUUGAUUGAAGUUGGAAAAAUGGUUUUAAACAGAAAUCCGCAAAAUUAUUUCGCCGAGGUUGAACAAUCAGCGUUCUGCCCAGCUCAUUUGGUUCCUGGAAUCGAAUUCUCGCCAGAUAAAAUGCUCCAAGGACGAAUUUUCUCUUACACCGACACCCAUUUCCAUCGUCUCGGACCUAACUACAUUCAGUUGCCAGUCAAUUGCCCGUACAGAUCCCGCGCUCAUAACACUCAAAGAGAUGGGUUGAUGGCUUACAACAAUCAAGGCAAUGCUCCGAACUACUUCCCCAACAGCUUCAAUGGGCAUGUGACUCGCAAAGAUGUUAAGGAUUCGGUGUUCUCAUUGAGUGGUGAUGUCGAUCGUUUCGAGACCGGAGAAGAUCACAAUUACGAGCAACCCCGACAAUUUUGGGAGAAAGUUCUCGAUGAAGGAGCUCGCGAAAGAAUGUGCAAGAAUUUUGCUGAUUCCCUGAAGAACUGUCACCAAUUCAUCAUCGAUGGUAUUCUGGAGCAUUUCACGAAAAUCCAUCCAGACUUUGGCAAGCGCGUCAGAACUAUUAUUCGCGAGCAAACUCGUGCUCAUCUUUAA